Messenger RNA from Fomitopsis serialis, 1440 nucleotides. RefSeq names its product acid protease. The record is from RefSeq and is a predicted model, not a curated record. Gene Ontology annotation, biological process: proteolysis. Bases 1 to 1440 code for a protein of 479 amino acids. Lineage: Eukaryota; Fungi; Basidiomycota; Agaricomycetes; Polyporales; Fomitopsidaceae. The transcript has 5 exons. Gene Ontology annotation, molecular function: aspartic-type endopeptidase activity.
AUGCAUCUCCUCCCGAUCUCUCUGGCCGUCUCCUGCCUCCUGUCCCUGGCCGCCGACUCUCUUGCCGCACCACAUCCCAAUGUAUUCACCGGCGCGCACAUCGGCCUCUCGCGCAGAACGCCCCAGCGCCGCAGUCCGGACGACGUCGCUGCGUCCCUGCAGCGACGUAAGCUGGCCCUGGAGGCCAAGUAUGGCAUCGGCCAGGCUAAGAACAAGAAGCGGGCCAGUGGAAUGAACUUAAUCACAGAUCAGAAUGCGGACUCGAGCUACUUCGGCUCAUUAGCGAUCGGCACACCCGCCGUGUCAUUCGACGUCAUCCUCGACACCGGCUCGUCCGACCUCUGGCAUCCCAAAUGGGAUCUCGAACUUCAACGCAGCGCCUCGAGCACGUUCAAGUCGCUCAACCAGAGCUUCUCCAUCACAUACGACUCGGGCGAGGCAGAGGGCACGCUCGCGCAGGACUCCGUGCAGAUGGCGGGCUUCGAGGUGAACUCGCAGGUGUUCGCGACGGUCACGGAGGUGUCGAGCAACGUUCUGAACGCACCGGUGUCGGGUCUCAUGGGCCUCGCCUGGCAAGCCAUCGCGUCCUCGGGCGCGACGCCAUUCUGGCAGGCGCUCGCAGGGUCGAACACCACGCUGACGGACGGCCUCUUCGGUGUGCAGCUCACCCGGUACAACAACGACUCGAAGGUGACCUCGCUCGAACCGGGAGGAACGUUCUCGCUCGGCGCGGUCAACACGAGCCUGUUCACGGGCGAAAUCGACUACCAACCCAUCCCCUCCGGUCAAGUGGGCUACUGGAUCCAGCAGAUCAGCGCAUUGACCGUGAACGGCGCCGCUGUCAACGUCGGCACGGGAUCCUCCGCAUACGCAGCAAUUGACACGGGCACAACCCUCGUUGGCGGCCCGGCGUCGGUCAUUGCCUCCAUCUACAGCAAAAUCCCGGGAGCGCAGGCCGGUACAGGCCAGCUCGAGGGCUACUACACAUACCCCUGCUCCCAGGACGUCACCGUCACGCUCAAGUUCGGGUCCUCCUCGAUCGCGUGGCCGAUCGCGUCGGACGACUUCGAGUUCGAGGCGGCGGACCAAGCGGGGAAGACGUGCAUCGGCGCGUUCUUCGAGGUCGACAACACGGGCACGACCGCGCCCGCGUGGAUCGUCGGCGACACGUUCCUGAAGAACGUGUACUCCGUGUUCAAGUACAACCCGCCGUCCGUCGGCUUCGCGCAGCUCUCGGCCGCCGCGCUCGGGAUGAACGGCGCGAGCGCCCCCGCGCCGAGCGCGACCAUCGGCAGCGUGCAGGCCGCGGUGAGCGCGACGGGCACGACCACCAAGGGCGCGAACCGCACGUCGAACGCCGCCGCGCGCGUGGAGGGCGGCCUCGGCGUCGGGUUCCUGUCCGCCGCCGCCGCGGCGCUCCUGGCCAGCAUGCUGCUGUGA